UCAGCUCGUUGCAAGUGGUGUAAUCGGAGCUUCAAGAUAAAUUCCAUGGGCAAAGUUGCCUUUUCCAGCCACGAAAAAGGGAAGAAUCAUCAACGCGAAAUUCUAGUUCGCCGGACUAACCUGCAAAUCAACAACAUUUCCAUCUCAAAAACACCUGUGAAUAGAGUCUGGAACCGACCAAACAGGAACAAAACAUUAGACCACAGCUCUUAUCGUAGCUCCGGUGCCGAUGUUUCCAUUUUCAAAAAGAUGUUUCCUGACAGCGAGAUUGCAGCACGAAUGGAAAUGGGAAGGACGAAAACCGGCUAUUUGAUCACAUACGGAACCGCUCCGUAUUUCGCCAACGACCUCUUCAAAACAUUGCAAGGUUGCAGUGAGUUCGUCGUUGGAUUUGAUGAAACUCUCAAUAAAAUUGUCCAGCGUCAGCAAAUGGACAUUGGAGUUCGAUUCUGGAACCCAGCUACCAACCAAGAAGUGGAAGCAAGGUAUAUUGGCUCAGCAUUUUUAUCGUCCACACGCUCCAAUGAUCUGGUCAACAGUGUGAAAUCCUGCUUUUAUGAAAAACCUGAAUUACUGAAAAAUGUUAUUCAAUGCUCCAUGGAUGGCCCUGCUGUUAACUGGAAGAUGUUCAAGGAAUUGACUGGUGAAAUUCAGGAGCUUCGAUCCAAUCCAGCACGAUGCAGUAACAGCAACAGCAGCAGCAUCAGCAACAAUAGCUACAGCAGCGGCAGCAGCAGCAGAGCCCAUGAUAUUGCCUUCAGUGGAACGUUCUCCAGUCGUCGUCUCUUCUAG
Messenger RNA from Ochlerotatus camptorhynchus, 792 nucleotides. RefSeq lists its product as uncharacterized. NCBI's taxonomy places the organism in Eukaryota, Metazoa, Arthropoda, Insecta, Diptera, Culicidae. The record is from RefSeq and is a predicted model, not a curated record. Bases 46 to 792 code for a protein of 248 amino acids. The transcript has 3 exons.